Messenger RNA from Brassica oleracea var. oleracea, 447 nucleotides. RefSeq names its product 3-deoxy-manno-octulosonate cytidylyltransferase, mitochondrial-like. Gene Ontology annotation, cellular component: cytosol. The record is from RefSeq and is a predicted model, not a curated record. Gene Ontology annotation, molecular function: 3-deoxy-manno-octulosonate cytidylyltransferase activity. The transcript is spliced from 6 exons. NCBI's taxonomy places the organism in Eukaryota, Viridiplantae, Streptophyta, Magnoliopsida, Brassicales, Brassicaceae. The coding region runs from base 1 to 447 and encodes 148 amino acids.
AUGACUUCAGAGUCUUACAGAAAUGGUACUGAGCUGUGCAGCGAAGCAAUAGAAAAUCUGGAGAAGAAGUAUGAUGUGGUCCUUAACAUUCAAGGAGAUGAACAACUCAUUGAGCCUGAGAUUAUAGACAGUAUUGUCAAAGCACUUCAGGUAGCACCUGAUGCAGUAUUUAGCACAGCGGUGACGUCAUUAAAACCAGAAGACGGAGAUGAUCCUAACCGAGUCAAAUGUGUGGUGGACAACCGUGGCUAUACUGUCUAUAUCUCAAGUGGUUUGGAAUGGCCAUUCGUGAAGGAAGUUUACUCUUUUGUGUUUGUUGAUAGGAUGGUAGCACAUGCGAUGGAGUUAUGGACAGCUGUAAGCGAUGAAGGAGAAGUUCUUGCACAUGUUCUUGCACAUGAGGGAGCAGCGACAUUUGGGUGGAGUCAACAUGGAAGAUCUACAUAG